CUUCGCUUCCACAGUAUGGCCGGCGACAUUAGCUAGCGCUCGCUCAACGCUUUUCUCUGUAACAGGGGAACACACGGAAUACAAGGAACCGAACCGCAUCGCCUGCACGCUUGCCUACUCCGCACUUCUUUCCUUCCACCUCCCUUCUUCCCCCACCCCAAAAGGACUCUUUAACAACCCGCCACCUUUCCCGCAACCGCUUGCUGGUAUAUAUAUAAUACAUAUAUAUAUAUAUGUAUGUAUUUUUUCUUAUAGCUUAAUAUAAGAUUACUACCCCUUCGAAGGUAAACCUGCUUGGGACGGGCUGAGACCCCGUGAAGACGGCUGCGGCCCCGGUCAGAAGCAGCAGUAAUACCAGCUGUAGCCGGUGUAGGUGCGGAGGAAGGAGGGCGGCGGCGACAGCAGCAGUAGUGGUAGUUUGGUUGGGGGUGUCUGUCGUUUAAUUUCUGUGGUUGUUGGUUUUGCGGAGUUGUCUCACCAUGAUGGAGGAGAACGGUGCACACUUCUUCGAAGGGACUGAGAAGCUACUGGAGGUGUGGUUCGCCUGGCAACAACCCUCGCCGCAGGAGCCGCACCAGAGCAACGGGUCCGGCGACCUCCGCACCAUUCCCAGGUUUGAGUGGGACAAACUUUUGGAGAAUGUGCAUUGUUUGAUCAUAAGUGUGACAAAAACUGACAAGCAGGAAGCUUAUGUACUCAGUGAGAGUAGCAUGUUUGUCUCCAAGAGACGUUUCAUUUUGAAGACAUGUGGUACCACCCUCUUACUGCAGGCACUGGUUCCCCUGUUAGAGCUUGCUAGAGAAUACUGUGGGUUUGACUCAAUUCAGAGCUUCUUUUAUUCACGGAAGAAUUUCAUGAAGCCUUCCCACCAAGAGUACCCACACAGGAAUUUCCAGGAAGAAGUAGAAUUCCUUAAUGAAAUAUUUCCAAAUGGAGCAGCUUAUUGCAUGGGCCGUAUGAAUUCUGACUGCUGGUACUUGUACACUCUGGAUUUUUCAGAGAGUCGAGUAAUCAAUCAGCCAGAUCAAACAUUGGAAAUUCUGAUGAGCGAGCUUGAUCCAGUAGUUAUGGACCAGUUCUACAUGAAAGAUGGUGUUACUGCAAGUGAUGUCACUCGUGUGAGUGGAAUUCGUGACCUGAUACCAGGUUCUGUCAUUGAUGCUACAAUGUUCAAUCCUUGUGGGUAUUCAAUGAAUGGGAUGAAAACAGAUGGAACUUAUUGGACUAUUCACAUCACUCCAGAGCCAGAGUUUUCAUAUGUUAGUUUUGAAACAAACAUAAGUCAGACAUCUUACGAUGACCUAAUUAGAAAGGUCAUAGACAUUUUUAAGCCGGGAAAAUUUGUGACAACCCUCUUUGUUAAUCAGAGUUCAAAAUGUCGCACAGUGUUUGCUUCAGCCCAGAAGAUUGAAGGUUUUAAGUGUCUAGAUCGCCAGAUCGCUCAGUUUAAUGACUACAACUUUGUUUUUACCAGUUUUGCCAAGAAUAAACAGCAGAGUUGAUUAAGAGAAAUGAAGAAAAAGCGCAAAAAGAAACCCAAUAGUGGAGGUGGUGGUUGCUUUCUAGUUAAUGUUACAAGGGGCCAUAUUUUUCAUAUCCACCUCGUAGUUGCAGAAAGCCCUAGAUGUAAUCAUAGUAUAAUUUUCAAUUGUAUACAUUAUUAUAUCAAAAAUUUAGAUAUAUUGCAUGAAUGCUCUCUUCUGUGUUUAGGUAUUCUAAUUCACUUUUGCUGUGAAAUUGGAAAGCAUGUAGAAAAAUUUUACUGUAUGAGACUCUACAAUAUUUGUAAAAACAGUUCCAAUAGGAUUACAUGCAGUAUAGUUUUUCUCCAAGUAUCACCAAAAAUUCCCCACAGACAAGGAUUUCGUCCUCAUUAGUUUCCCUUGAACUUACCUAUCUAAAACAGUUAGUUGCCUAACUCUUUCAUAUCUAUACUGUAAUUUAAAUUUAAAACAGUUCUUGAAUUUGAGUGAUUUCUAAUUGACAUUUAGUGUGUAACCCAAUGGCAGAUUCAAACUUCUUGCAAUUUAGAAUGCUGAGGUGGCUAGAACAAGACUACUUACAUACAAUGGGCUAUUUCGCUUUAUAAUUUGGGUCAAGUAUAUUUUAACACUCUAGAGUUGUAUACAUCUCCAGAACUAGUGGAAAGAAAAUACAGUGGCAGUUAGUACACUAGCUAUUCACCACUGGGAACGAACUUAUUCAUUUGUUAAGUUAUUUUGAUAGUCUUCUAAAUUUAUGCCAAAAUCAUUCCUGUUCCACAUUGGUCUUUUGUUCAAAGGUGACUGGUGGAAGUUGUCUAAUAUCUAAAGUAUACUGAUACAAUUGUGAUAGCAUGAAUUAAACAAGCCAGCUCCAGACCUUUCACAAAACUCAGAUGUUAUUGCAGUGUUUAAAAAUCUAAUUUGUUAGGAGGGUGGUGCUCUUGGCAUAGGGAGUUCUCAUAAAUAACACAAUGCAAUGUGAUUUAAAUUUACUACAAAAUUGUUGCCAUUUCUUACUGUGAAUAUGCUGGCUCAAAUGUAACUUCAUAUGAAUUCAGACACCAAGGCCCUUCCACACUGUAACGUCCUGUGACAUCAUUGUGCAUGUGAUAUUUAAGCUGAAUUUAACAAUAUUGUGACUUCAUCUGUGUUUCUACCUAAUUAAAAUGCAGUUCCUUUUUACACGAUGUGGGAAGGCACUGAACGUUUUGGCUGCAGCAAGUACAAAAUUGGGUGCCUAGACACAGUGAAGUACAACAGUGUCUUUAGAACCUUAAUAACAGUCUAGGCACAGAAUUUAAGCUUCUGGGAGACAGUAUAUUCAAGUAUCAUUUGAAAUACUGUGGGAUUUCAGCUGUUGAGACCAGCAAUCUGUUAAAAAUUGACAAAAUCCUCACUAUGUUUUUGAUUCUUUGAAUAUGACAAUAUUGUGUUCCUUCUGUAUAUAGGAAACACUUUUAGUGUUUCUAGGCAACUCAUUCUGCUUGGUUGGAAAUCAAGUAGUUGGUACACCUUCACUUUUUAUUUUUAAAUAGAUUUUUUUCUACCAAAUGAUCAGUUUUGCUUCUGAGUAGCACCUCAUGGUUCAGGGUGCUUUUGACUUUAAGGACCAAGUUUUCAAAUGCUUUUGUUCUUGAAGAGUCCCCAAGCACUUGUUGGCUUGAGGUCUGCUAGACUGAAGAUCCCUUUGUUUAAGGUUGGAAAUACAGAUCUGGAUAAAAGUGAGAUUUGGAUAGCUAUAUAGAAAGAAAAAAUGGUUGAAUGAGUAUUCAUGAACACUAGGGUGAACAAAGAAGGGGGAUGAUGUUUGGUGUUUAAAACUUCUCUCUGUGGUGUUAGACAUGGAUCAUUAAAAUGUGCAAAAAUAUAUCUGUACCAGAAAUUGUAAUGCUUAAAUAAAAGUUUGCUUUCUAAGCUCUUGCAA
Molecule: messenger RNA, 3408 nt
Organism: Varanus komodoensis (Komodo dragon)
Lineage: Eukaryota; Metazoa; Chordata; Lepidosauria; Squamata; Varanidae
Gene: AMD1
Product: adenosylmethionine decarboxylase 1
Exons: 9
Coding region: 480-1502 (340 amino acids)
Biological process (GO): spermine biosynthetic process; spermidine biosynthetic process
Cellular component (GO): cytosol
Molecular function (GO): adenosylmethionine decarboxylase activity
Source: RefSeq, a predicted model, not a curated record